This is a messenger RNA of Caenorhabditis angaria, 3524 nucleotides long. The record is from the annotation of a GenBank genome assembly. NCBI's taxonomy places the organism in Eukaryota, Metazoa, Nematoda, Chromadorea, Rhabditida, Rhabditidae.
UUGAUAGUGAGUUUUGAUGUGUUUGGGAAUCCCAAUAUAGUUAAGCCCAAACAAUUAUUAUCAAUCCAAAAUUUUGUGAGCCUUGGAAGAGAAAAAAAAUCGGCCCGAGUUUUUUCGUUGGAUGAAAAAAAAUCGGCCCGAGUUUUUUCAAAAAAAAUCGGCCCGAGUUUUUUCAAAAAAAUCGGCCCGAGGUUUUUCGUUGGAUGAAAAAAAUCGGGCCGAGUUUUUUCAAAAAAUCGGCCCGAGUUUUUUCAAAAAAAUCGGCCCGAGGUUUUUCGUUGGAUGAAAAAAAAAUCGGGCCGAGUUUUUUCAAAAAAAAAUCGGGCCGAGGUUUUUCAAAAAAAAUCGGGCCGAGGUUUUUCGUUGGAUGAAAAAAAAUCGGGCCGAGUUUUUCAAAUGAAAAAAUCGGGCCGAGUUUUUCGUUGGAUGAAAAAAUCGGGCCGAGGUUUUUCAAAAAAAAUCGGGCCGAGGUUUUUCGUUGGAUGAAAAAAAAUCGGGCCGAUGUUUUUCAAAUGAAAAAAUCGGGCCGAGUUUUUUCGUUGGAUGAAAAAAAUCGGGCCGAGGUUUUUCAAAAAAAUCGGGCCGAGUUUUUUCAAAAAAAUCGGGCCGAGUUUUUUCAAAAAAUCGGGCCGAGUUUUUUCAAAAAAAAUCGGGCCGAGGUUUUUCAAAUGAAAAAAUCGGCCCGAGUUUUUUCGUUGGAUAAAAAAAAUCGGACCGAAUGAAUCAAUGAAAAUAAUCAGAGGGCGGCGGAGUUUACUGUACUUUGGUUUUAUCUUCCACGGCUCUGAAAAUGUCAGAUGGAACAUAGAAGCUUAUACUCAGAAAAUAAGGCAGCAUUUCUUUUCUCUCUGGAUAUGGAUUUUUUGGAUAUAGAUUUUAGAUUUUCGGAACAGUUUCGCCAAAAAAUGUCUUGAUUGAAAGAGGUUAAUCCAAAUUUUCUACGUCUCAAAAACUGAAGCACAACAUUUGGCGAAACUGUUCCGAUAAGCUUUCGGAAACAGUUUCGCCAAAUGUUGUGCUUCAGUUUUUGAGACGUAGAAAAUUUGGAUUAACCUCUUUCAAUCAAGAAAUUUUUUCGCACAUUUUUUAAAACCAUUUUUGUCAAUUUUCUUCAGAAAUUUUAAAAAUCAUACCUAGCGGAGAAAGAAUUCAACGAAAAUCAAAAUUUCGGUUUUUGUUGAAAGAAUCUUUUCCAACUUUUCAAAAACUACAACUCUGUCGUAUUUUAAGACGAAACAUGUUUCUGUUUACACCUAAAGAAAACUACGCGCGAAGCCGGGACAAUCCAGAAGGAGGAGCCGGCGUUAGCCGGCGGAGCCCUUCUGGUAAUCUCUAAUUUUCAUCAAACAAAAUCAGUUGAAGUUUGCAAAGAAUGUCAGAAAUUAUCGCAAAGAUAUUUACGCCACCAAAAUCCAAAAAUUCAGCCCUGCGAUGAUUUUUAUGAAUUUGCCUGUGGAAAUUAUGCCAAAACAAAUCCUAUAGGAAAAUCCGAGCAGAUUAGAAGUGAUGUGCUUUUUGAAAUGAAAACUGAGUUGGACAAAUUCAUCAAAAAAUCCCUGGAAAAUUUCGAGCCAAGAUCUGAAGGAGCUCUGAUUCAUUAUGAAGCUUGUAGAAAAUAUCAGAAAGAUCUAGGAGAUUUUAGAUAUCUGAUUGGAAACUUCAGUGAAAGCUCCGGAUCUUGGGAAUCUGUUUCUGGAAAUCUUUCAAGACUUGGAAUUCAUCCAAUAAUUCGAAAUCUGGUUCUCGUGUCUUUUGGAGAAGAAGAUCGAAAUGAAUUGAUGUUCGCAGACCCCAAGGAUUACCUGAAUUCAUCUCAGGUUCUUCUAGACGCCCAUGACCUUCUAGAAAGCCUAGAAGUCAAUGAGACUGAUAUUCAGGAGUUCCAAACAUUUCUGAAAUCUUCGAGUAAACUUCGAAGAGAAAUUCAAGACUUCAGCUAUAUAAACAUCUCAAGUUUCGGAGAUUUUAAGGAAAAUUUUGGGAGCAUAAAAUUUGAUGAGAUGUUUGGGGAGCUCUCAGAUUCUACAAUUGUUAAUAAUUUGAACUGGCCAUUUUUUGAAGCCCUGAAUUCGAAAAUCAAUAGAUUUUCUCAGAAAACAAUCAAAGAUUAUCUGAUUUUGAGUCUGAUAAAAGAAAUGAAAAAAUAUAUGGAGCAAGAUUGUCUGAGUCAAAUCAAGCAACUUUUUCCAUUUUUUAUUUUGAAAAAAAUCAUUUUACCAAAGAAGUUUGAGGAAACCAAAACCGGGGCUGAAAAUCUGGUAAAAUUGAUCAAAAAUAAAAUGAUGACUCGAAUAAGAAAAGAGGAAUGGAUUGAAAAUAAUGAUACAAGAUCGAGAGCUUUCGACAAAAUCGAGGCGAUGACUGAAAAUUUCGGAUUUUUAGAAAAUGAAGAUGUUCAGGAAGAAAAUGUGAAGAAUUUGAAGCCUGAUGAGUUUUUCGAGAAUAUUUUCAAGAUCAAAAAUUGGAUGUUUCAGGGAGAUAUUUUGAGACUUGGGAAAAAGGCAAAGCCGGAUUUGAGGCCCAAGAUUUUAGGUGAGCUUGAACAUGAUUAGACCUCACCAAAGUCUCUGAAUUUCAGAUGUUCAAGCAUUCUACAUUCCCACUUAUAACCAGAUGUUUUUCACCGCUCCAAUUCUAACCCCACCACUUUUCGCACCAAAUUCUCCACCAUUUAUCACUUUUGGUGCUCUAGGAACAGCAAUCGGGCAUGAAAUAACUCACGGAUUCGAUAAUCGCGGCUCGAAAUUCAAUAAACAUGGAAAAUCGGAGAAUUGGUGGGAUGAGGAGACGAGUCAGAAAUUCGAAAAUCGAACUGAAUGCAUCAGGGAACAAUAUCAUAAAGCGACUGAAGAAUUCAUGGGGAGGAAGUUAGAGGAACUUGAGGUGCCGGGGAAUUUGUUGGGGGAAAAUAUUGCGGAUAAUGGUGGAUUGAGAUUGGCUUAUAGGGUUUUUGAGAAGCAGAUGGAGAAAGAUGGGAGGAAGCUGGAAGGAUUUGAAGAUUAUAGUUUGGAGCAAAUGUUUUUUAUUGUUUAUGCUAAUGUGAGUUGGCCUGACUUGAAUGAAGGGACCUUUUAAGUUAACUAUGACGUGGCAAAUCUUAAAGAUCUCUACGUCAUUAAAGUACCUUAAGGUCCGCUUAAGGAACCUUAAGGAUUUGUAUCUAACCAGCAUGCUCGAGAUAAAAUUUUGAAAAAUGUUUUCCCAACUUCUCAAAACUUUGAAACAGUGCAAUUUUUCUGAACAAGAAAAUUGAUUUUUUUUAAUCCACGUGGCAUGGUUUCUCAAAUUUUCAUCUGGAAAAGGCACUUUUUGCAAUUCCUCUGAUUCUGAGCCCCAAACUUUUUCAGAAUUUCUGCGAAACCAUAAAUCCUUCAAAAAUCGAUGAAUAUCUCUCCAAUGAAUCGCAUUCAUUCGGGAAACUUCGUGUAAAUUUGCCAUUGAAAAAUUUCCAUGAAUUCGCACAGGUUUUCAAUUGCUCCAAAGAAUCAGCAAUGAGAGCGGAGAAUAAGUGUAGGGUUUGGUAG